AUGAAUGAAUAUCAACAUCCAUUCCCAUUAUUGGUACCUAUAGAUAAGACAUUAAGAGAGUAUAAAGGAUUUAUUUUGUUUCGUGGUAAACACUACCCUGUAGAGAUAGGUAUAUCUAGUAUAAAAGAAACUAUUGAAGAUUGUAAAUUCAAUUCUACACCAGAGUUUUAUUCAUUAUUAGAGAAUUCAUUAAAUCAAAUUAAACAAAGAUUAUUACAAUGUAAAGAUUUACAUCAUUUCUUUUAUGAACUAAAAGAUAUAUUAGAUAGACAAUCUACCUAUGAUACAGGUAGAGCUAACGAUGAUUCGAUACAAUCGGUGGUCAGACACAUCGAGUCACUACAGCCAUUCUUUGACAUCAUGGAUGAAAUAGACUCAAAGACAUGGGUGUUGGAUCCGUCGACACCGUCGCACUCCGACACCAGCAGACGAAUUGCUCUGGGUAACAACUGCUCGCUGCUCGUCGAAGUCAACCCGCUCUCGCCAAACACCUAUCCAGAGUGCCGCUUACUAGGUGCCGAACGCGCCAUAGCACCGCUACGUGCCAAACUCAAUGGUAAUCUCUCACGAUGGCGAAUCGAUCAGUCGCUACUCACCAACUUUGAGGUGCUACUCGAACAGCCAUUCCCUCACAAACAAACAUCGAAUGCCCGUGAAUUCCUCAGCGAGUGCAGCAUCUGCUAUGCUCAUCGUCUAGAGAACGGUGAAUCGACGAUACCUGACGAACAGUGUAACAAUCAACGCUGUCAAAAGUUGUUCCAUCGUACCUGUCUCUUUGAAUGGCUUCGAGCACUUCCCAACUCAAACAUCUCAUUCGACAGAAUCUUUGUAUAUAUACAUAGAAUUAGAAUGGAGUCACUGUCAAAAUAUAAAUUAGUAUUCUUGGGUGAUCAAUCUGUAGGAAAGACAUCGAUCAUCACCAGAUUUAUGUAUGAUUCAUUCGAUAUUACCUAUCAAGCAACUAUUGGUAUCGACUUUUUAUCAAAGACUAUGUAUUUAGAAGACAGAACCGUUAGAUUACAGCUUUGGGACACUGCUGGUCAAGAAAGAUUCAGAUCACUCAUUCCCUCCUAUAUUAGAGAUUCAUCAGUAGCAAUUGUAGUAUAUGAUAUAACAAAUAAGAAUUCAUUUUUAAAUACCAUCAAGUGGAUUGAUGAUGUACGUAGUGAAAGAGGAAACAACGUUGUAAUUAUGUUGGUUGGAAACAAGACUGAUUUAGCUGAUAAAAGACAAGUUUCAAUGGAAGAAGGUGAAGCAAAAGCAAAAGAAUAUGAAAUUAUGUUUACAGAGACAAGUGCCAAAGCAGGAUUCAAUAUCAAGGCAUUGUUUAGAAAGGUGGCAUCGGCAUUGCCCGGUAUCGAUACUAACUCAUUGGGUCAAGCACCAGAGAUGGCAGAGGUAAUCCUCUCAUCCACCGACAACAACAAAACACCUGCUGAACAAGCAUCCAUGUGUCGUUGUUAA
This is a messenger RNA of Heterostelium album PN500, 1464 nucleotides long. RefSeq names its product Rab GTPase (gene rab6). Gene Ontology annotation, molecular function: ubiquitin protein ligase activity; GTPase activity; GTP binding. Gene Ontology annotation, biological process: protein monoubiquitination; interstrand cross-link repair. Gene Ontology annotation, cellular component: Fanconi anaemia nuclear complex; nucleus. The record is from RefSeq and is a predicted model, not a curated record. Lineage: Eukaryota; Evosea; Eumycetozoa; Acytosteliales; Acytosteliaceae. Bases 1 to 1464 code for a protein of 487 amino acids. The transcript has 7 exons.